AUGAAGAUCCUCGAGUCGCAAAGCGCCAUCCUGACAAAUUUCGAGGUCUAUCAACACCUCCUCGGCGAACAGCAAAAGGCCAGGCAGCCUGAGAGGAAGAGGCAAGUCCCCAGGAAUCUCCAAACAGUCAUUAAAGAGGUCAUUGACCAACUGCGGACACAACCGGAUCCUCUCAGCCAAAAGCCCAUCACAUAUGAUGCCAGCAGCAUUGGUCGGCUGGUCGACAAGCUGCGCGACUAUGAUCUAACCAAGGGCGAGACCAUCAUGAUCAUCAACCUGCGUCCCGACAACCCCGCCGUCUUAGCUGCGUGUGUCGAGGAUGCUGAGUCACGCUUUGACGAGGACAAGCAGCAGGCGAUACUCGCCAUCAUCGAGGAGGUUCUUGGGCCAUUGCCGGUCAAGGAAGCUGAGGCCUGA
Diaporthe amygdali is the source of this 417-nucleotide messenger RNA. RefSeq lists its product as uncharacterized. NCBI's taxonomy places the organism in Eukaryota, Fungi, Ascomycota, Sordariomycetes, Diaporthales, Diaporthaceae. Gene Ontology annotation, molecular function: nucleotide binding. Gene Ontology annotation, cellular component: RNA polymerase III complex. Bases 1 to 417 code for a protein of 138 amino acids. The transcript has 2 exons. Gene Ontology annotation, biological process: transcription initiation at RNA polymerase III promoter. The record is from RefSeq and is a predicted model, not a curated record.